This is a messenger RNA of Mucor mucedo, 869 nucleotides long. RefSeq names its product mediator complex, subunit Med6. The record is from RefSeq and is a predicted model, not a curated record. Gene Ontology annotation, molecular function: transcription coactivator activity. Bases 28 to 441 code for a protein of 137 amino acids. Gene Ontology annotation, biological process: regulation of transcription by RNA polymerase II. Gene Ontology annotation, cellular component: mediator complex; core mediator complex. The transcript is spliced from 4 exons. Lineage: Eukaryota; Fungi; Mucoromycota; Mucoromycetes; Mucorales; Mucoraceae.
CUUAUCUUUCAACAAUCUUAUUAUACUAUGCAGCGAAUGACAGCAACUGAAGAUUUGACGAGUGUCGAAUGGCGUGACACAAAUUGGUUAGAGAGAGUGGGAGGAUUCCAAAAUCAACAAAUGGUGCUCGAUUAUUUCGCACUUUCGCCAUUUUGGGAUCGUCAAUGUAAUAAUCAGGUGUUAUCCAUGCAAACGCAAUAUAAUGAUUUGAGACAGCCAUACGAAGCUACAGUAGAAGCACUUCGUAAAAUGACAGGUAUCGAAUUUGCCGUAGUUCAUGAACAGCCACCUGUUUGGAUUAUUCAGAAAAGAUACCGACGUGGACCUGCACCGGACGAUGUCAAUCCGAUUGCAACAUAUUACAUUAUGGGAGCCAACGUAUAUCAAUCACCAACUAUUUAUUCUGUUAUUGCUAAUCGUUUGGUACAGUCAGGAACUUAAACUUUCCAUUUGAUAUUUAUACUAUUUUUCUAUAGUUGACAAGUUUGUUUCAUGUAAAUAGUGCAUUCAAAGAAACGCAGGAUAUGAUGGAAUUUUAUCCUUCAAAAGGAUAUACAUGGAAGACAGCACCCGAUCCAUCAGCCUCAGCCAAAAAAGAUAAAACUACAGUCAACAUGGCGAAAAGCGUAUUGCGUGCACAAGAAACACAGGCAUUUAGACAUUGGAUGGAUAGAGCAAUAGAGAGUUCAUCUGCGAAGGUCAUACAGGCCCGACAAGCAAUUGAUGCGCCGGAGAGCGAGGAAAUUGCUAAACCAACAAGCAUAGAAUUAUCACCAACACAAACUCGAGAGGAUAUUGCAGGAAAAAGGCCUAGAAAGAAGUUGGAUGAAGGUGGUAAUCGUAAAAAGAAGUCUGUUAAAUAAUAAAAU